Messenger RNA from Pseudozyma flocculosa PF-1, 5631 nucleotides. RefSeq lists its product as uncharacterized. NCBI's taxonomy places the organism in Eukaryota, Fungi, Basidiomycota, Ustilaginomycetes, Ustilaginales, Ustilaginaceae. Bases 1 to 5631 code for a protein of 1876 amino acids. The record is from RefSeq and is a predicted model, not a curated record. The transcript has a single exon.
AUGUCCGCCUUGGACGGUGCUGCCGCCAACCAUCGAGGAGGUCCAGCUUCCAUGCUCCAGUCGCGACGCUUUGACACCUAUGCGCAAUCUCCGACCUCGACUCCCUCCGCUCCCCGCAGACGACCACAGAAGAUGAGCCCGUACACAUCACCGCCGCAUGCCAAUGCCGACCUGAUGGCCUUCUCAACAGCGAUAGCCAGGCCGCGGGAGCCGACCGCGCGGCUAGCGUCGCCGCACUCGCAGGCAGUCGCGUCGUCGAACGGGGAUGAUGGGAUCGUUGCGCACCCUUACGCUGCGCCGCCCUCGAGCGACACAUUGCAAGCGCAGAUUGGAGGAUCGGCUGGCCGCCCCGUCGGGUCCGUCGUUGCACCGGUCAGCGGACUCCAGGUCCCGGGUACGGCGGCAGCAGCGGUGCCCCCUCUGGGCUCGGAGCUAUUCGAUGCCAUCGUCCAGGCGGCCGAUCCCCGUCACCCUGACCACGCCGCAUGGCAGGAGCGGUACGGCAGCCUGGCGAGCCGGUCUUCGCGCAACUCGGCCUCGAGCCAGUCCAAGAGAGAGCGGGUGGAGCAGCAGCGCACCGGCGCAUCUCCGGUUCCCAGCCGAGCUUCACAGGACCAGGGCCGGACCGAUGCCGCUGAGCCAUCCCGACGGAAGCGCGACUCCCUCAAGAGCGUGCGGCGAGGUCGCCCGGCGGUAUCGCAGCAUGCGGGCCUCCGCGAUUCGGACGCCGAGGACUCGUCGGAACCUUCCGAUGGUCUCGCGCACGGCGGCGAAGCGCCUGGCGCCUGUCGCAUCGGCAGGAUCGGGACGAGCGAGCACGGCUCGUCUCCGAGACUGGCGCGCUCCAGCUCGGGCGGAAGCGCCGCCAAGGCGAGGCGGAGGCGACGGCCAACGGACAAGGGCAAGAUGCGCGCACCACCGCUGCCCAUUCCGCCACCCAGAGUCACGAGCUCGACGCGGUGGCAAGCAACCUACGGCUCGCCCGCUCCAGACCAGCAACAACCGUGGCAGCCAGAACCUACUCCGCCUUUGCCUCCCCCUCACCCGGCCUCGACGUCCGUGGUCGGCUCUGCGCAACCAGCGCUGUUAGAGGGAGGCCGCCGGCUCGCCUCCAAGCCUCCAGCCGCGCUGCCUGGGCCCCAGCUGCCGUCGGGUCCGCACGCGCUGUCGGAACGCCACCGCCAGGCUCAGAGGAACACCCGUCCGCUCCCUCCUCUGCCCACAGAGCAUGUGUCUUCGCCGACGUCGAGGACAUUUGCGGUCUCGGCCGGCAAGCCCGCUUCGUUCGCUGACCCGGCAAGCCCCAGCAGCAUCUCGUACAGCCACCACGCGGCGAGCGCAUCGCUUGGCCAUUCCAACAACAGUUCCGUCUCGGUGCCAGGAUCCAGCUCCUUCCACACUCCGGCCACAGCCGCCACCUGGAACGAGGCGGGACUCAACUCACCCACGUCCGCCGGCGACUCGGAUCGCAGGCCCCGUGGCCGGACAAAGACGCUCGAAAAGGGCUUCUUCAGCUUGCCUCGUUCCAUGUUCAACCACAAGCCGUCGCAGCGAUCCCUCGACGCUGACGCUCGCUCGCCGACUUUGAGCCCGCCCUCGCCGAUGGUGCCAUCGCGUCCCAGCUACGACGCCGGCAGCGGUCGCCUCAAGUCGGUGUCAAAGAUCCAGCAGAUCUUCGGCAACGAGGUGGUCCAGCCCGAGCCCACGUCGGGGCCUGGCAGCGCACGGAAAACGUCGAUGCAGGUCCCGCGGGUCCCCGUCCCUUCGCUCCAUGCGCCGAACGAUCCUCAACGGGCCCGCCAGCGCAGCAUGGACGUCGUGAGGACGCUUGACCAGCGCGUCUUUCCGAUGCGUGGGGACGAGGAGUUCCGCUCCAACGAGUUCGAGAUGUCCGACAGCGAAGAUGGCAUGGACGUCGAACCAGGCGCCUCCUUUCUGCCCACCAGCUUUGCCUCGUCCCCAGCGGCUCGGCCCAGUCCACGACCGGGCUCCCGUGCGCCUGGCGUCGUUCGGCGUAGCCUCGACUCUAUCAUCUCGCCGUUCCGGGCAGGCCUCGUCAGCAACUCCAAGUCAAAUCGCAGUGCCGGCCCGCUAGAAUCUGUCGGGCCGAUCCACGGUCCCAAGUCGCCGGAUGUCGGACGUCAAAGCAUGGACACCGCCAGGGAAGGCCGGCGAAGCAUGUCCGAGUCGCGGCUCGUGCGUCCUUUCCUACGGCAACGUCCGACCAAGGCCGGCGGCCGGCCACUCAGCAGGGUGACCGACGGUCCCGAGCCCGCCGGCGACGAAGUGCUGCCACCGGCCAAGACACGAGGCCACGGCGACUAUGGCGUCAUCGACAGCGACAACGAGGACGGGCACGAGUGGCGUGCCCAGCACUACGAUCCGCGGUCGUCGACCCUGGUCGACCCCGGCCAUGCCGCCGGUCCCAACGGGCACCGCUCGGACGCUGCGCCGACACCCAGGCCGACCUUCGCCGAGGCCUUCAGCGGCGACGCCGGCGCCACGGGGGGCGUCCAAAGGCGUGGACACGAGCGGCUGCUUCCGGCGGCGGAGCUGAACGAGCGUCGCACCGAACAUCGCCGCCUUGGAGCCGAGCCGAGUGCUGCGAUGCACUCGCGCUCCGCAACGUCGCUGCGGGAGGCUGCCAUGGGCGACGAGAGCACGCUGAGGUCAGCAAGUCGACAAGCACCUCGCCAUCUCAAGGCGUCGAGGGAGGAGACGAGGAUGCCGUCUUCUCCGGCCAUCCCGAACGGGUUCACCGACCUCUCCUCCGAGGACAAGAAGAAGAUCCUGGCGCAGAACACCUACUUCCUCCCCACGAGGGAGUCGCGCUCGCGGCCGCCAUCGGCCAAUGGGUCCUCGAACGCCCACGGAAACGGUGCGCCGAAUUCCGAGAGCCAGCACAGCGGUUUGCUCCACGGCUCGCUAGCCAGCGCCAGCAGCUGCCGAAGCCUCGCCAGCUCCUAUACCCAAUCGACAUCCGCAGUGCAUAUGGCUACGCCCCACAGCACCAACGAGCUCAGCUUCGACAGCCUAUCCAAGCAGUCGGCGACGCCCACCUCGCAGUCUCGCGGCAGAUUCGCCGGGCUCUUCUCGCGGGUUAAGGGCACCCUGACACCGGGCAAGACGCCCCCGAGCACCUCCUUGUCCAGCUUCAACUCUCCGGUCAGCACCAACAUCAUGACGCCGAGCCAGAGCGUCGAGGCCGGCUUCUCCCACUCUGCCAGACUGCCGCAGGCGGACAGGUUUGAGAACCGCUCCGGGGACCCCAGCCCUCCGCUCGGAUCAGGCGUCAAUGGCUCACCUGCCGGUCUCGGCUUCCGCUACGAGGCCGAAGAGGCCAAGGGCAGCAAGAAGAAGCAGGACUUCCCACGCCGCCUCAGGGCCAAGUCGCUCGCCUCGGGCCGGAAGAAGGGCAAGUCACCCGGCCUCGACGGUCCCGAGAACUUCGAGACGUUCAUCUCGACCAUGCGACCGGGCGAGAAGAUCUCGACGCUCGACGAGGACUGGCGGCGGAAGCUGCUAUCGGAGGCCGUCGACCUCAGCUUCGGCAAUCGACCACUACAGCCGACCCCACCUGUUCGGUCACCCAGCUCACAGGACCUCGAACACGCCGCCGCUGUCGUCGUUCCGCAGUCGCCAUCGGCCGCCGAGACGUCGCCGGCGCCCCCCUCGGACGGUCAGGCGCCUGAGCAAGGUCCGAGGAGCCUCGGAAAGCUUCUGCGCAAGAAGAAGACGGCCGAGAACCUCGACGAGCUCAUCCAGAGCUUUGUAGCGACGCCUCCGAAGAUGUCGCAUCUCGAUGUCGCUGAAGAGGGGGCGCCUCGACCUUCCAUGUCUUCGGUCCGCGGGUUCGAUGUGGCGGACCCGGACGAGGGGCUGCGUGUGGCUGGCAGCUCCGCUCCACUCACCAUCCGCAAGACGCUCAGCCCGGCGCUCCUCAGCGACACCGUCGAUGCGCGGCGCGACAGCAUGCUCGAGGCCGGCAGCGACGAUGGCAGGGCGUCCCCUCGCGCAGACGACGCCGACGACUUUGCCGAGGUGCUGCAGUCGACGACGAACUCCCCCAAGGUCGACGACACAGAGGUGCUUGCCGAGCGCGACGACGACCGCGAUGCCGUCCAGGCACCAAUGCGGCGCUUCAUCCGCCGCCACGCCUCGAUUGACCGGCUCUCGCGCGUCGAUGAGACGAGCGUCAAGGAUUCUCUAUCGAACGACAGCACCGACAGCUCAUCGGCCCGGCCCUCGCUCUCCGUCCCGGUCAGUCCGCUGCCGCGGUCCUUUGGCGAGCACCGACAGAUCCGCCGCAGCAUCAGCGGCACGCUGCAGCCGCCGACCGUGCCGCGCGCGCUGGAGCUGGGCGGCGCCACUCCAGGCCGCUACGAGUACGGCAAGCGCAGCAUGGACGUCGGCCGUCCGCGCAACCUGGACCAGCUCGUCCUCGGCGCGAUGCAGCCUCAGCCGUUCCCCAGCGAGGCAUCGCCCCUGCCUUCGCCAACGGUGCAGUUCCAGGAGACCAAGAGUCCGAGGAAGAUGAGUUUCGGCGACAGCCUCUCGCCGGCCUGGUCCCGGCCCUCGUUCAACAUCCAGCGCAGCGGCCGCACCUCGUUCUCCCAGGACCGCGACCGCGCCCCUGUGGCUAGCCCGAUCAGCCCGCCCAAGAACUACGGUUCAAAGUCGCCUGCCCUCGUGCAGGCCAUGAAGAAGCUGCGCGUCCCCGGCAAGCGCAGCAAGUCGUUCAGCAAGGGCAUCGGUCCCGGCGACGUCAUCAUCCCCGAUUUCGACGACUACGACUUUGACGAGUACGAUGACGGCGGCGCCUUUGAGGGCUCGCGGCCCUCGAUGAACCUGGCACGGCCGAGCAUGAGCGGCUCGCGUCCGAGCAUGAGCGGCGCACGGCCGAGCAUGAGUGGCGUGCGGCCGAGCAUGAACCUGGCCAGGCCCAGCGUCAAUCUGGAGCGCAAGAGCUUCGACACGUCGAGUGCCGGCGCCGGUCGCAGCAGCCUCGCCUCCGCCGAGAUGAUGACCCGGCUGCUGCAGGUCCACACCGACGCCAUGGUCGCCACGCCUCUGACGGCCACCUUCCCGCACGAGGCCUCAGAGAUGCCCGGCUCGGCAUCUGCUGCAGACGCCGGGAUGGCCUCGGAGACGGACGCUUCGGUGCACACGGCGGCCGAGUACUCGGCAGACAGCAUGGUCGGUCUCGGUAUCGGCACGCUCGCCGAACUGCCCAACGCCUCCAGGCCCAGCCUCUCUGCCUCGACGUCCAAUGGCGAUCUGCGCGGCCUGAGAAUUGCAGACGGCCACGGCAACAAUCUGCUCAAGACGCCCGACGCUGCGUCGCUUAAUGGCAACGGCUUCGUCUAUGUGCCCAAGACGCCGGAGCUGAUGGCGUUCGAGGACAUGCUGGGCCGGUUCGGCCAACGGGAAAAGGAGCUGCUCAAGGACAUCUCGUCCCGCGUGGGCACGACGCCGGCACAGACGCCCGGUCUCGGCCACGGCGACGGCCAAAAGGACUACGACUUUGGCGCAUUGGCCAAGGCCAAGACGGAGGCUGCCAGCAGCGGAAGCGGCAGCACAACGAGCUCCAAGAAGGCGGCUGGAGACGACCUCAACCACCACGCUCCUUGA